UCUUUUUGGUAGCAAUUGUGCUCUUGAUUAGGGUUUGAGUUAGGAUCACUGACUGGGCUUGCUGUUAAGGCUUAGAAUUUUGAGUUUGGUCAUGAUUAGGAUUCGAGAAAGAAUGACUAUUGUGGUUAAUUUGGGGUUUAGGGUUGCUGAAGACUCCCAAUCAAUUACUCGAAAAAUGACCGGAAAAUCAAUUCGGCCUCAAUACCUGUUAAAGAGUCAGUAGUAGACUCAAAAGUUAUCUCCUUUGUAUAUUUUGUUUUUAACUGUUAUCAUUUCUGAUUGUUGGAUAGUGUUUAAUUUCAGGAAUAUGGCUAAGUUGACAAUUUUGAUUAGUUAUGUGGGAAGUUGGAUAGUUCUCUACUUCUUUAUAUAAGCUUGGUAGAAUGAAGGGAUGAGCUGUUUCUGAAAAUGCUACUCAUGAGGAGCUCCGGGAUAGAGUGUGUGGUCCUAUCAGGGAAGACCCAAAUGAAUGUGGAAAUAGAGUGAAAGCUGUAUAUUGUGGAAUGUCUCUAAGCUAUCCUGUGGAGAUAGUAGACAAUGGUGAUGCGACUGCUUCUAUUUUGUGAGAGUGUGGGAGACUGGAAAUUCCCAUGUGCUAAUCCCUUGAAAUUAGGGUAUUUGCUUCUGGAGUGGAAGUAAUCAACAUGCUUCGGUUGGUCUUGCAACUCAAGCUAACGAGAAGUCAUUCUGUAGAUCCCCAUUCUCAACAAAAAAAAAAAAAGUCAAUUGCAUCUGAUUCUGGGACUCGAGAAAAGUUUUAUAUCGUAGAUGAGUUGAUUCAAUUCUAAAAUCAAAAUUUUCUUGAUUUGAAGUUCAGUGCACUACAAUUGUACAUGGCAACUCCGUGCAACCAAGUCACCCAGAGUUUGAGUAUAUUAUCCUAAGAUGUUAUGAUAGUCUGCACUCUUGUUCAUCAGAUGCUUCUCGUCAUGACCACAAGCAAUACUCUUAUUGGUCAAUAUAUAACGUCAAAUUACAAGGGUGUUUCAUGCCAAUAUAAACCAAAAGAUAUUAUUGUGGACUUGCCGAACGAUCUGGUGUGGAUGUAAGUUAUGGGAGAUGCUGGAGGGCUUAAGAAUGUGCAUUAGAAGAUUUCUGGGAAUCUUCUAGGUGAUCCAAAAAAGGCAAGGAGAGAAUUCAUUCUCAUGGAGAAGACCAGUCUAUGCGGAAGUGUGGAAGAUGUGGUGCAACUGGUCACAUAAACCUAUAGGAUUUCUGGAAAGAAUCUAUUGCAUGAAGCUUUACUGGAAACUUUUUAUCUAUUGCGCUUUCUCUGAGAUCUUUUCUUAAAUGAGUUUUAUCAGUAUGGUCGUAUGCGUUUAAUUACUCUUUACCCCUAUGGCCUGUAGCUACCCCAGUAAUGGGUAUAAAUAGAGGUAAGGAGCAAGGCACUCUUCCUCGUCCCUCCAUUGUUAUUGCUCCUGCAAGCUUUACUUCUUCUUGCAAGAAUUCUAUUAAGGUUUUCCUUUUUACCCCUAACCUUGAAAAGGGUGUACAGUGCUUCUAUUGCCAAAGCGUGUUCAACAAUCCCCAGGCUGUAGAGGGGCAUCUUUGGGUCCAUCAGGAAGAGAUCAAGGAAAUGAAGAGCUGGAACUUUCCUGGCCAUUUCAGCAACUCAGAAAGCGUUACUAGCAAUACUCAACCUCUCACCAUCUCCCAUCCUGAGAACUUUUCUGAAGGUGCUGGGAGCCAUCAAUCUCAUUUGCUCUCAAAUGGAGUUUGUCAGUUCAAUACUGAUCAAGUUCAAAAUUUUAUGGAUAGUAUGCCAUCCCUUUCUGAAAAUGCCUUGCCAUGCUUUCAGAAUAACUACUGUGGCAAGCUUCCUUCUCUUGUGGAUGCUGUAACUUUUGAUCCAGAUCUCAGCUCAAAUCAGUCGCCUGCCUUCAAGGAGCGUAAUAUUCUUGAUUUCUUUAAUUGCAAUCUCAGUCAAUCUUCAGGCCAAGGUGAAGCUGGUCAAUCUAAGAAAAAUAAUGGAGGUAAGAGGCCCUGCUCAGGUGAAGCCCAAGGAAAUGCUGGGACUGUGAAUGAGUUGAAAAGGACCAAGAUCAACUCAGAUGAGAUGGAAACUGAUAGUCCUCAGAAGAGAGAGCUUCUUCUUGUUAAAGAGGAGGACAACUCCAAUUCUGGUUCUGGAAUGCCUUAUGAUGUGGAAGAAGGCGAGACAAACCUUGAUCUGUCGCUACAUCUGUAACUUUUGUACCUGCUUCCUAUCUCCUUUUCUGGGUCAGAAAAAUCUCCGAAUGCGAAAGAGGAAGGUGGAACAAAAUUGGAUCUAUCUUUUCUUUGUCCCUGCUUUGUUUAGAUAAUAAGUUUGCUAGUAUUGAAUAAGAAUCUACAUAUGAAUUUGCAAAUAAACAUGGGCUUGAUAGAAGGAUAUAAAUUUCUGAAUCUAUAUGUGCCCCUCUAGUUGUCUUUUUCUUUUUAAACAAUGUUCACUUGUUUACUUCUAUGGUCUUUUUAUCCCUUGAA
This is a messenger RNA of Rosa chinensis, 2469 nucleotides long. RefSeq lists its product as uncharacterized. Lineage: Eukaryota; Viridiplantae; Streptophyta; Magnoliopsida; Rosales; Rosaceae. Bases 1361 to 2191 code for a protein of 276 amino acids. The record is from RefSeq and is a predicted model, not a curated record. The transcript is spliced from 2 exons.